AUGCUUGUCCAUGUGCAGGCUCUCGAGGGCGACCUGGAGCAGUUCCGUCAGGAAUGGCGGCAAGACCUCUGGAGCCGACCGUCGACGAGGGCCGUUCGGCGGCUGCUGGUCAGCCGACAGCGCCAGUUGGCCGUGCAACCGGACGGGAACGGUAACCUGGACCAGGCGCCGCCACAGGAGGGGGAGAAGGAAGAGCCGGACGCGGCGGACGGGGCGGACGUGGCGGCCGACGAGGGGGAAGAUGAGGAGCCGGAAGCCGUGCUGGCCCGGCUUCAGCAGAUGACGCUGGAGGACGGCCGCUGUUGUCAGCCGGCGGUGCCGCAGACGGACGUCCACAUCUCGUGA
Messenger RNA from Pollicipes pollicipes, 345 nucleotides. RefSeq lists its product as uncharacterized. Lineage: Eukaryota; Metazoa; Arthropoda; Thecostraca; Pollicipedomorpha; Pollicipedidae. The record is from RefSeq and is a predicted model, not a curated record. The transcript has 4 exons. Bases 1 to 345 code for a protein of 114 amino acids.